Messenger RNA from Pestalotiopsis fici W106-1, 1143 nucleotides. RefSeq lists its product as uncharacterized. Lineage: Eukaryota; Fungi; Ascomycota; Sordariomycetes; Amphisphaeriales; Sporocadaceae. The coding region runs from base 1 to 1143 and encodes 380 amino acids. Gene Ontology annotation, cellular component: THO complex part of transcription export complex. The record is from RefSeq and is a predicted model, not a curated record. Gene Ontology annotation, biological process: mRNA processing. The transcript has a single exon.
AUGGCGUCAAACCAGUAUGCCUUGCUCGACGAUGCAGAGGAGAACGAGCUCCAUCACCAACGCCUUCUUCCUCUCGAGACGCGCCCGUUCCUGCGCCUGACCAAACGCCUGCUCGCCCCCGGCUCCCUCACAAAUCCAAACAUCUUCAAGCUGCCGACACCUCCACCCGACAAUGCCGCAGAAGAAAAGGCCGAAGAUGCGGCACCGCCGAAACCCGAAAAGCUGGCGGCCGAUCUCCGGGAGCUGCGAGAGGACGUCCUGUUUGACUUCCAGGCCUUUGACGUGGUGAUUGACCGGUUGCAAUUCCUAGCGACGCAGAACGCGGCGGAGCGGGAGCGCUACGCCCACGACCGGGGCCGGAUCCUCGACACGAUGGAGUCGGUGCGGCAGUCCAACGCGGCGCUGCGGGCGCAGCUCGACGAGGCGCGGGCGACGCUGGCGCAGCGCAAGAAGUUCGACGAGCUCGCCGACAAGAUCACGGGGAACCGCAUGCUGCGGCCCCGCGAGGAGCAGCGCGCCAACAUCGACAAGCUGACCGAGGAGUGCGAGGAGCUCCAGCGCGAGAGCGAGACGUAUGGUGGAACUUGGCGCGAGCGCAAGGAGCAGUUUGACAAGCUGGUCGACGAGGGCGUCAACCUGCGCAAGAUGAUCCGCGACGAGCAGGAAGAGGUCGAGAGAAGGGAGGGCAUGGAUGAGGAUGCCGGCGAGGACGAUGGUGCGGCUGCCGAUACGCCUGCCAAGGGAAGCCAGAGCGGUAAUGCCACUCCGGCACCACGCAGCGAGGGAGGUGCCACGCCAUUGCGUCCUGGCAGCAGUAGUGGUCGAACACCGGCACCCGAGGACGGUUCAAAUGCUGCCGGUGACAGCCUGAAGCCCAAGCCAGAGCCGUCGGGCACUUUCUCCAUGGGAGCAAGCCAGGCACCGACACCGAGGGCCGACAGUGUGGCAGGCACACCAGCUGCGGACAGCCAGGCUGCCAAGGACGAGCCGGAAGAUGGUGAGGAUAUCGAGAUGGGCGAUUCGGCACAGGCUGGUGAUACACCGAUGGCAGAGGGCAACACCGAGGACACUCGCGAUGCGCCAACACCACGGAUCACUGUGGAUGCUCCGGCUGGCAAUGACGACAAGAUGGACACUACAUGA